Messenger RNA from Copidosoma floridanum, 807 nucleotides. RefSeq names its product ubiquitin-conjugating enzyme E2 S. NCBI's taxonomy places the organism in Eukaryota, Metazoa, Arthropoda, Insecta, Hymenoptera, Encyrtidae. The record is from RefSeq and is a predicted model, not a curated record.
AUGACAAGGCUAGGCAAUGACCAGAUCUCAUGUGCAAUUUCAAACGUGGAGAACCUCGCACCUCAAAUAAUUAGACAAAUUACCAGAGAAAUCAGUGAACUUCAAUUAUAUCCAGCUGAAGGAAUACAAAUUUUGAUAAAUGAAGAAGACAUAACUGAUAUAAAAGCCAUUAUUGAAGGACCAGCUGGUACGCCAUAUUAUGGAGGAUCAUUCAAAAUAAAAGUAUCGCUAAGUAAAGAUUAUCCUCAAAGUCCACCAAAAGCCUUUUUCCUUACAAAAAUUUUUCAUCCGAAUGUUGCUAAAACUGGAGAAAUAUGUGUGAACACGUUGAAAAAAGAUUGGAAAUCCGAUCUAGGAAUAAAUCACAUUUUACUCACUGUGAAAUGCCUUCUUAUUAUGCCUAAUGCUGAGUCAGCACUAAAUGAAGAGGCUGGUAAGCUGCUACUGGAACAUUAUAAUGAUUAUUUUGACAGAGCCAAAAUGAUGACAGAGAUACACGCACAGAAGUUACCAAAAUCUUCGAAAACUGCUGCUGAUGGUUGCAAUGUUGUUGAAUAUGGAGGCUCUUUGUCCAAAAAAUUUCUGGCUGAUAAAAAAUUGUCUGCUGAAAAAAAAAAGAUAUUAAAAGAUAAAAAAAAAAAUUAUGCUCUUCUGAACAAAAGUUUUCAAAGGCACAACGGCCGAAAAUGGACAGUUUUUAAGUAUUGUGAGCUUAGAUCUCAACUCCACUACCACUUCCUCAUCCAGUUUCCAAAACCUACUACUUAUAGAUCCUGCGUUAUCCUGAACCUUUUCUUGUAUCAAUGA